This is a messenger RNA of Marchantia polymorpha subsp. ruderalis, 3567 nucleotides long. Lineage: Eukaryota; Viridiplantae; Streptophyta; Marchantiopsida; Marchantiales; Marchantiaceae. The record is from the annotation of a GenBank genome assembly.
UCACAAAUGUCCCACUUUUACUUAUCUGCAUCCAUCCACGCAUUCUAUUCGAAGAAGACAAAUGAUUCCCAUUCUCUGACUCGUGUCAGAUUGGCCCAUUUUCUCCUCUCUCGAUAGUUAUGCGUUGAAUGGUGUAUCUGAAGCUACACAUUGCGUGACGGAAUCAGCACAGAUUGCGUUACCGCUUGAACCACAUUGGACUGAGGAAAUCGCCUCCCUGAAUUCACUUUUAUGGCUACAGAUAUAACACAAAGUGCUAUGCAGAGGUCAUAGCUUUGGCCAUGUGUUAGCGAAGAGAAAUUCUCGUGUACAGACGUUGCUUCCUCCACACCAUCCAUGGCGAAUUCAAAUGCGGUAGUCAGCAGCUCGUUUUGGAGAGGCUGUACAGAUACAGUCGACCUCGUUACAGGUUGGACAUCAACCUCAGCACGUCCGUGCUGCCAAUUUAGCAGUGACCGCCAAUAUUUGUCAAAAACCACAAGACUGAAAUUUCGGAAUCUACCAAGAUGUGGAUUUUCGGAAUCGCGGAGGCGCAAAGAUGCAAGAACAAAGUCGGAGAUUGGGACGGGCAGGCAUGUGAUAAGCCUGUCAGGUGGAAGUAUGCCAAGAAGGUUUGGUGAAUUUUCUCAGCAGAGGAGGAAGUCAAAUCUGCUUAUCAAUGCGGCUUACAUUUCGCCUCCAGGAGCACCAACUGACUCGAUGUACGACCCAGUUUCGGAUAGCAGUGAACAUUUUGAGCUGGAGAAAGAAUCUCCAAAGAGGGAAAGCCUCAUCAAUGCUGGCCUCAUUGUCCGACUCGUUUUGGAAGAAAAGCGGAGCCUUGCUAUCGUUUUUCUCAGUCUCGUCUUCGGCACUACAUGCACAUUAAGCAUGCCAAUUUUUUCUGGACGCUUUUUUGAGACUCUCAUCGGAGUUCGUAAGCAGCCGAUGUAUAGCCUGCUCCUGAAGUUGUUCGUGGUAUACUUGAUGGAACCCGUGUGUACGGUUGUCUUUGUCACUAACAUGAUACGAAUUUGGGAAAAGGUUAUGAAAGAACUGCGAUUUCAAGUCUUUCAGCGUGUGCUUAUUCAAAAGGUGGAGUUUUUUGAUGAACACAAGGUGGGUGAGCUUACGUCUCUUCUGUCGACAGAUUUAAAUGCUAUCAAGGACAUUGUAAAUGAGAACGUCGCCAGGGACCGAGGUUUUCGUUCCUUUUCAGAGGUUUGUGGAACAGUGGUCAUUCUCUUCGUUUUAUCACCCGAGCUAGCUCCUGUGAUGUCGGUCCUCAUGAUUUCCAUUGCGGGAAUUGUUGCAAUUUAUAAACGCACAACGAUGCCUGUAUUUAAGGCACACGGCUUGUCAAUGGCACGGAUCAGUGACCUCGUGGGGGAAACCUUUUCUGCUAUCAGGACAGUUCGAUCUUUUGGUGGUGAGAGGAGACAAACAUCCAUGUUUCAAAGUCAGGUGCUGGCGUACCAAGAGAGUGGCAACAAGCUUGGAUGGCUAAAGGCAGCAAAUGAAUCCUGGACACGCGUUGUGGUGUAUGUAGCCCUGAUGGCUCUAUACAUACUCGGUGGAGCGAAAGUAAACGCCGGCGAGUUGCCAGUUGGACGGAUGGUUUCGUUUAUUGGAUACACAUUCACUUUGACUUUUGCUAUGCAAGGAUUGGUUAAUACAUUGGCAGAUCUGAGGGGUGCCUUCGCUGCUGUUGAUAGAAUCAACACAAUCAUAGGAACUGGAAAAGUAGACGAGUCUCUCGCCCUUGGGCUUGAACUGGAUAUGAGUGAAGACCAUGCAAAGAGUGUGGAGAAAUCGUCCAACGGAAUUUUUUCAAAUACAUCGCGUGCUACUUCAACUGAUGAGGACAAGCUGGGGCCACGCACUACCGUUUGUGAUUUAGCCUGGUCAGGGGAUGUCGCUCUUGAAGAUGUACACUUUGCAUAUCCUUCAAGACUAGACGCAGAAGUGUUGAAGGGAAUCAACAUAAUCUUAAAAAGUGGCACUGUUACGGCCCUUGUUGGAAGUAGUGGUUCUGGGAAAAGCACAAUUGUCCAGUUAUUGGCCCGUUUCUAUGAGCCAACGAAAGGACGGAUAACUCUUGGUGGAGAAGAUGUUCGAAAGUUUGACAAAACCGACUGGGCAAGGGCAGUUUCGAUUGUCAAUCAGGAGCCUGUCUUAUUUGCCAUGUCAAUCGGAGAAAACAUUGCGUAUGGUGCACCCUUCAGAGAAGUUAGCACCGACGAAAUAGUGAAGGCGGCUGAAGCUGCUAAUGCACAUGAUUUCAUUCAAUCCUUACCGGAGGGAUAUAACACAAUGGUGGGAGAACGAGGAAGCUUACUUAGUGGAGGUCAACGACAGCGUGUCGCAAUUGCAAGGGCAUUGUUGAAGGAUGCUCCUAUUUUGAUAUUGGAUGAGGCAACGAGUUCUCUGGAUAGUGUAAGCGAGCGCCUAGUGCAGGACGCCUUGGACAUUCUGAUGAAGGGAAGGACGACUCUUGUUAUUGCUCAUCGUUUAAGCACAGUCCAAGCGGCACACCAGAUUGUGGUUUGUGGAGAAGGUCGUAUUUUAGAAACGGGAACCCAUUUAGAUCUGCUGUCAAAGAAAGGCACGUAUGCUAAUCUUGUGCAAACACAAAGAGUGAGUUUUGAGUAAUAUUGACUUUUUUGGAAAAAAAUUGUACGGACGGAAUGGAUGACAAAAGAACUCGCAAGAUCUUGAAGUGCCGAAGAACACAUGAAGAAAGCUUCGAAUUACAUUGUUCGUGAUCCCAGAACAUGCUGAUCUUUUCUCCAUUGUGAGUUCUUGUAAGGAAAGGGAUUUGAAAAUGAGAUGCCUCAGAGACCUUCAAUUCUCUCCCGGAAUCGAGAAUUCAGGUAGAGAAAGGAAGGUCAGAAAAUCGAAGGGCUACGGUUUAAUUUAUUGGCUUUGAUGGGUCUGCAGUUCUGGGUCCAAUAAUUGAGAAAACGGUGUCAAGAGCAUUUUUGUCAAGGUGUGUCAAGAUAUACUUUUUAUCAUCACAACAACGGUCAGGGCAUAUAAGCAAAAAUUACAUCGUAGAAUUCUGACUACCCCAUUGCGGUUGAGGCGAAUAACAGAUAAUGAGGAAUGUUGAAAUCAAAACAGGAGAGAUGUAAUGUGCGACUUCCGACUCAGAUAGGACAACCUUAUGGGAGGAGUAGCCGGAAGUUCAGGGUAUGAUCUGCCUUGCAACAUCUUUAAACCAAAGUUAUGAUACUAAUUCAGCGCUCGUGAGCUCCUAGCUCUCUAUCCCCUACAAGCAGAUUCGAACUCCAUAACUUGCGAGCGGUCCGGGCUGCCGCUUACUCCGCGAUGCUUGCGGGGUCAGUUCGUGCCCAGAAAUCGUCCAACACUCUGUCGAAUACCUUGAAGUUGGCUGAAACUAAUGAAGGCUAGAACUGAUCGUACCACAAAACUCAAUUUGUAAUGCAGAGUUCUAAUCACUGGGAUAUCUUCAGGGUUGAAGUUAUCAACAUUUAAAGGAGGAGAGCUUGGGAGACAUGAGAACAAGUUCACUGUAGAGUCCGAUCUAUUUAGUUUCUAACUUGUACCGAUCACUGCAAUUUCUUU